Messenger RNA from Macrosiphum euphorbiae (potato aphid), 699 nucleotides. NCBI's taxonomy places the organism in Eukaryota, Metazoa, Arthropoda, Insecta, Hemiptera, Aphididae. The record is from the annotation of a GenBank genome assembly.
AUGACUUUGUAUCAUUUUGGUAAUUGUGUCACUCUCUUGUACGUGCCACACUAUUUAACGUACAAAUACGCAAAUCUAUCUGAGUAUGGAGCAUUUUGGAAGUGCAUACAAGGUGGCAUUAUCUAUGCGUUUACCCAACUGUGCAAGAUGUUAAUAUUAGCAACGUUCUUUCCGGCCAACGAGGCGUCCAUAACGACAUUGAGUUUAUCGAAUUUUUUCAAAAGCUCCGUUGAUUUAGCAGAUAUUGCUGGAAUAUAUGUUAUAUUGCAAAGCAUACCUGGCAAGGGGCAUGCCAAGGUAAUGACGGCUGGUAUUGGCUGGGCCGGUGCUGAAAUAUUGUUGACACGAUUUCUACUCUUAUGGGUAGGUGCAAGAGGCACCGAAUUUGAUUGGAAGUACACACAAAAAUGUUUAGAGUCAAAUAUAAAUUUGAUGCAUCAUAUAAUGACCGCUGCAUUAGUUUGGUUAUGGUCCAGGCAUGACUUAAAUAAACUACAAUCAAAAUUUUCGCCAUUUGCUGCUGUCAGCAUUCUUCUGUUACUGUCUGUUUACCGUUCAGUGGUUAUAGACUCUUUAGCUGCUUGGCUUUUAAUUGAUCCCUGGUCUAUAAUCGCUAUCAAAGGAGUUUACACAAUUGUUCUAGGUUUAAUUAUGUUAAAAUAUUACACUAGACUUUCAACAUUAAUUGGAAUGUAUUAA